Molecule: messenger RNA, 1088 nt
Organism: Sphaerodactylus townsendi
Lineage: Eukaryota; Metazoa; Chordata; Lepidosauria; Squamata; Sphaerodactylidae
Gene: MCRIP2
Product: MAPK regulated corepressor interacting protein 2
Exons: 5
Coding region: 269-709 (146 amino acids)
Source: RefSeq, a predicted model, not a curated record
GGCUGGGACGGCUCCUUUAAGAGCGGCGGCGGCGGCAGUGGGGCGCGUGUUGGAGGCCUGGCCGGCUGGCGGGCACCGGGAUCUGCCACUGAAAGGAGAAGUUGUCGGAGGCGGUGCCCCCGGGGGCCGGUUGCGGGAGGCAGGGAAAGGCAAGGCUCGGGGCUCGCUGGCUCCCUGCCCACCCGCCAGGGGGCAUGCCAAGUUGGCCACUCUCCGCCUGGCUAGCGCGCGUGCCAUCGGGGGACCUCCUGCCUUGAGUCCCGGAGGGAUGUACACCAUCACGCGUGGGCCCAGCAAGAUCGCCACUCAAAGGAGAACAGGUCCCACGCAGCAGGUGGACAGCAAGGCGAGCGCCCUGAAAUGCAAGCGGCGGCCGCAGCAGCAACUCAGCUCCUGUCCCCUGUCAAGCUCUGCUCCCAAGCUCGUGUUCAACAGGGUGAAUGGCAAGAGACCACCGCUGAUGCCACAGCAGAUGCCAGCCACAGAAGAAAGCUACACGACAGCUCAUGAAGAAAAUGUCCGGUUCGUGUAUGAAACCUGGCAACAGGUAGAACAGCAGUUGUUCAACAGCCACCCUGGAGAAAACGGAUCCGGCCCCAUGCAGUACACAGACAAGGUGCCCAGCCCGGAACUAAAAGAUUUUGUGCCAAUAGAUCUUGAAGACUGGUGGGCACAGCAGUUCUGGGCCAAAAUUAAGAAUGGCUCUUAAUGCAGGAUGCAGUAGAACGAUUUUACAACUGAAACACUAAAGUUCGAGGUACCCCCCAAGGCCUGCCCCUGCCCAAGAGGAGAGAGAAGCGUUGGGACCAUGGCAGACCUGCUCAUUGGCUAUGUCCACAGCGAGGGGCAGGGAAGAGACCAGACUCUGCCCAGCUGUGCUACUUCGGUGCUGGCUUUUGCACAAGGAAUAUUCCUGGAGACGGCAAGUUCUGGAUGUGCUGUGGUGAUGUGGGAGUGGGCCCGGGGAGGGGCCAGCAGCCCCCACUGUUCUCUCGCUCUGGGCCGGCACGCUACUUAUAAGCCUGUGGUGCGGCCUGCAGCCAGGACUGUUUUCAGAAUAAAAGUGCUGAUGACAUCAGCGGAACGAA